AAUCUAAGAAUCAAGAUGAUUUUUCCUUUGACUUUUUUUUGAAAAAGGUCAAAGAAGACUAUGAAAGUAAUAAUCUACAACUGUGUUUAGCAUUGGAUAAGUUUGCAAAGCGAUAUAAAGCAGCCAAAUCACUAUCUAUUUCAAGAUUGAAUUCUUUUCUCUAUAACCUUAAUCGUAAUUCAGAUCUUUUAGCACGUAUCAAGAGUG
Messenger RNA from Racocetra persica, 207 nucleotides. Lineage: Eukaryota; Fungi; Glomeromycota; Glomeromycetes; Diversisporales; Gigasporaceae. The record is from the annotation of a GenBank genome assembly.